AGACCACAGACAGGGCUGGCGGCAGCAGAGGGGAGGUGGACUUCAAGAGCUAUAAAACCUUCCUCUGCCAGUUUGGAGUUGGUGAGGCCAGCCUGCCAGUGUCUGGUCUCCUGACGCCAUGGGCACCCGAUUCCUCCUGGCUCUGUUUCUUGUCCUGCUGGUACUGGGAUUUGCAGCUGCCCUGACACACUCGCCCACUGCAGAGGUCCAGGGGGCCCAGCUGCCCCAGCAAGAUGAACCCAGCAGCCCGACCCUGCUCACCCAGAUGCAGGAAUCACUCUCCAGCUACUGGGAUUCAGCCAAGGAAGCUGCCCGAGGCCUGUACGAGAAGACAUACCUGCCCACUGUGGAUGAGAAACUCAGGGACAUGUACAGCAAAAGCACAGCAGCCGUGAGCACUUAUGCAGGCAUUUUCACCGACCAGCUCCUUACUCUGCUGAAGGGAGACUAGUAAGAGCCAGGCCCUGGCACCCCUGGCUCUCCUGACCUGCUCAUGACUGGACUGGGCUCCCCCUUCCCAGCCUGCUGCCUGCUCUGAAUUCUUAUCAAUAAAAACUUCCACAGAACCCCAA
Molecule: messenger RNA, 572 nt
Organism: Otolemur garnettii (small-eared galago)
Lineage: Eukaryota; Metazoa; Chordata; Mammalia; Primates; Galagidae
Gene: APOC2
Product: apolipoprotein C2
Exons: 4
Coding region: 119-451 (110 amino acids)
Biological process (GO): lipid transport; positive regulation of phospholipase activity; positive regulation of lipoprotein lipase activity
Cellular component (GO): intermediate-density lipoprotein particle; spherical high-density lipoprotein particle; very-low-density lipoprotein particle
Molecular function (GO): phospholipase activator activity; lipoprotein lipase activator activity; lipid binding
Source: RefSeq, a predicted model, not a curated record